AUGGCUUCCUUGUCUGGGAUCGUUCAACGACCUUUGGUUGCGGCUGCUGCUCUUGCUGUAGCUUCAGUUUCUACUGACAUCUCUGAUAAAUUGCCAUCUCACAGAUCCAAUGACGCUUGUUCUACCUCGGAUUUAUCACAUUCUUCAUUGCAUAACACCUUUCAAGAUUCAAAGUUAUCCUGGGUUUCUCACAUUUCGGUUUCUAAGCUUGCAAACUUGUCCUUUAUCUCUAGAAUUCGAGUACCUAUGCCCAAUAUUAACUUCCCAACUCCCAAUUUGGGCGGCAAAUUUGUUCCCAAGUUGCUAUACUCUUCGGUUGCAUCUUCACCUGUUCUUCUUAAUUUGUAUCAGUCUGCAGACUUGGUUAAAACAGCAAACCCAACUACAUAUAAGCAUGAUAUAUCCACUUCCCCCUCUGAAGUCUCGUACAGAUGGCAUUUACCUGAGCCAAAUGCCAUAGAUGUUUCCGGUGCUUCUGGUUGCUCCUCGGCAAAGUUCAGGACUGUGGUGGUUUUACUAGGAUGGUUGGGAGCAAAGCAAAAACAUCUCAAGAAGUAUGCCGACUGGUAUACCUCAAGGGGUUUUCAUGUAAUUACCUUUACUUUGCCGAUGUCUGAGAUUCUCAAAUACCAACCUGGUGGGAAAGUUGAAGAGCACAUCAACUCGCUUGUGAGACAUUUGGCUGAUUGGUUAGAGGAGGAGCAUGGAAAGAAUCUGGUUUUUCAUACUUUUAGCAAUACUGGAUGGCUAACGUAUGGGGUAAUGUUGGAGCAGUUCCAGAAGCAUGAUCCUUCUCUAAUGGGCAGGAUUCGGGGUUGCGUUGUGGAUUCUGCACCUGUUGCAGCACCUGACCCACAGGUUUGGGCUUCUGGUUUCUCAGCAGCCUUUCUGAAAAAGCAUAGUGUAGCAGCAAAUGGAACCGUAGACUCAAAUGAGUCAGGGAUGGAUGCUUUGGUUGGCACCAAGGGAGUAGUGGCACCCAAACCUGCAGUAACUGAAGCAGCUUUGCUAGUAGUUUUGGAGAAGUUCUUUGAAGUGAUUUUGAAUCUUCCUACAGUGAACAGGAGGCUUUCUGAUGUCGUGGGGUUAUUGUCAGCCCGACAACCAAGCUGUCCGCAAUUAUAUAUAUACAGCUCUGCAGACAGGGUGAUUCCUGCAGGGUCGGUGGAAUCAUUCAUAAAGCAGCAACGGAGGGCUGGACAUGAGGUUAGGGCUUGCAACUUUGUGUCCACACCUCAUGUUGAUCAUUUCAGAAACGACCCGAAACUGUACACUUCUGAGCUAACCCAGUUUCUGGAGGACUGUGUGCUUACUUGUUGCAAAGAGUCUCAUUUAUCUUAA
Messenger RNA from Prunus armeniaca (apricot), 1341 nucleotides. The record is from the annotation of a GenBank genome assembly. Lineage: Eukaryota; Viridiplantae; Streptophyta; Magnoliopsida; Rosales; Rosaceae.